GCACAGACUCACGCUUGACCCCAACGCAGUCUUACGUCAGCCAGUUGUGUCAUUCUGCGGGUUUGGUGAAGUUGUCAUGGUUCACAACUCCAGUCAGAUGUCUUCUCAGUCAGCAGAGCAAGGGGGUGGGAAGCAAGAACUACCGAAAGAGAAGGACUUCAAGACUCCUGGGCUGAGGGGAAUACAGACCACUACCCUCUUCAGAGCCAUCAACCCAGAGCUUUUCAUCAAACCUAACAAACCAAUGAUGGCAUUUGGACUCCUGACUAUCUCUCUGUGUGUGGGAUACCUGGGGUAUCUUCAUGCUGCAAGAGAAAACACACAGGACUUGUAUGAAGCAGUUGACAGCGAUGGCACCAGUUACAUGAGGAGAAAAACUUCAAAAUGGGAUUAACAGAAUGGCAGAGACUUCACUUCGUGGGUUAUGACUUUGAUCAGUUUUUAGUUUGAAUUAAACCUGGAAUCAUUUAUUUCAAGGACUCCUUGUUAAGCUUUAUAUACAGACUAACUUGUGGAACAAAGAGGAAAUGCAUGUGUUACUUUAAUUCUCUGGAAGCAAUAAGAGUCAUACAGAGAAAAUAUAUCAUGUGAAUAAAUAGUGUAUUUAUUUCUG
This is a messenger RNA of Polyodon spathula (Mississippi paddlefish), 613 nucleotides long. RefSeq names its product small integral membrane protein 8 (gene smim8). Lineage: Eukaryota; Metazoa; Chordata; Actinopteri; Acipenseriformes; Polyodontidae. The coding region runs from base 77 to 394 and encodes 105 amino acids. The record is from RefSeq and is a predicted model, not a curated record. The transcript is spliced from 3 exons.